AUGAGCGAAGGAAAGGCUAUGGCCUGUGACGCCUUUCCUUCUUCGGUCAUCUUCACAAUGUCUGUCGUCGUAUCCAACUUGACCUACACGCAUAAGAAUGCGGAAACCCCGGCGCUAGACAACAUUUCCUUCAAUCUCCCUGCUGGCACUCGCACAGUGAUCAUUGGCCCAAACGGCGCUGGGAAGAGCUCACUCCUUGCAUUGUUGGCGGGAAAACGACUCGUGGAUGCAGCCACCAUUCGCAUUCAGGACCAAGACGUGUUCCGCAACACCCCAGCGGGAGUUACUUAUCUUGGAACUGAAUGGGCCAUGAACCCUGUUGUUCGUGGGGAUAUCAUGGUCUCACACUUUCUCGACUCUGUUGGAGGGUAUCGUCACAAAGAACGCAGGGACCUCUUGCUCGAUAUUCUCGAUGUUGAUUUGGAUUGGCGCAUGCAUCAAAUAUCGGAUGGGGAACGACGCCGAGUCCAGCUUGUUUUCGGUCUGAUGGCGCCUUAUGACGUGCUCCUACUUGACGAAGUAACCGUUGACCUCGACGUUCUUGUCCGUGACGAUCUGCUCCGAUUCCUUAAGAAUGACAGCGAGCAGCGUAACGCGACAAUUCUGUAUGCAACCCAUAUAUUUGACGAUGGCUUGAACAAUUUCCCCACCCAUAUCGCUCAUAUGUCAUUUGGCCGUCUGCCUACCCCUCCUCAGCCAUGGCCCUCCUCCGAUCUUGCCCUCAAGUUUGGUUCGACCGCUCUUUAUCAAGUAGCACUGCAAUGGCUCAAAGAAGAUCGUGCGCAUAGACGAGAACUUGAGAAGAAUGGACUGAAGCUUCGUGGAGCUCGUCGAGAUCAAACUGUCCCUUCGGACUCGGAGACAUUCUACAAGAAGUACACUCACCCAUUUCGUUGGGCAACUACUCACUCUCACCAAACUCCAGAUACGAUUAUAGCCAUUAGUCAUAUCGUUCUCAUCCCUCAACGGGAAAUGCCAAACGCAAGACAUCAAGAGAUUCCUCAACGAUUCUCGGCUGUGCAAAAUUUCUGGUAUACAUUAUCUGUGCUACAACACGCACCAGCAGACUUGAAUCUUGGCGUCUCUACGUACUAG
Molecule: messenger RNA, 1095 nt
Organism: Mycena indigotica
Lineage: Eukaryota; Fungi; Basidiomycota; Agaricomycetes; Agaricales; Mycenaceae
Exons: 8
Coding region: 1-1095 (364 amino acids)
Molecular function (GO): ATP binding; ATP hydrolysis activity
Source: RefSeq, a predicted model, not a curated record